This is a messenger RNA of Solanum dulcamara, 2627 nucleotides long. Its product is annotated as WPP domain-interacting tail-anchored protein 2. The transcript has 5 exons. NCBI's taxonomy places the organism in Eukaryota, Viridiplantae, Streptophyta, Magnoliopsida, Solanales, Solanaceae. The record is from RefSeq and is a predicted model, not a curated record. The coding region runs from base 347 to 2455 and encodes 702 amino acids.
CCCAAUUGCAGAAGAUGAACAUUAAAGUUUCUUCUGUCAAAAAAAUGGUUUCUUUCUUGUGACCAAGAAUUAAUGAAGGUCAUCAUCUGAUAUUUGUCUCUUUUUUCUCUUGUUGCUGACGUGGAGAUAUGUGAUUGGUUGGUCUGAAUGUUGUGGGACCCACGUUAGUAACACUUUAACCACCAACCCUCAUGAGCCAAAAUAUCUUAAAGUUGACCCCUUUGUAGAUCAUAAAAUUCUUUGCCACUCUAUUCAAGUUAUGGAAAAAAAAAAAAGGAAAGCUAAUUGAAUGAGAGAGAGCCAUUUUUAUAUUCACAAUAAGCUGCCCUUUCAGAAGUGCUGAUCAAUGGCAAUUGAAGAAUUGGCUGUCCGUACUACUGAUAUUAUCGAUCCACAAGUAAUGGAAACCUUGUUGAUUGAAAAUCACUCAAGUGAAGCCAAGGACAUGGAAGAGAUGAGGAGUUCCAUGGAAAUAUUGAGUAGAAUAGAUUUGGACCUUGUGUAUUCUGAUGAGAAGUUGACGAAUCUUGACAAUCUUUUGAUGCGUGUUAAGGCCUGCGAAAAUGAAGUUGAAGCAAUUUCUUUAGAGAAUGAUGAGAUUUCUCCUGACUCAAUCGAGAAAGUACUGACGUUGGAUCACUUAUCAGCAAUUUUAAACUCUGAGAUAAGACAACUGGACAAUUUCUUAGGCACUCUUCAAGACCUGGUCGUUGAAGCGAGGCAAAAGAUACCUACACGCAGAGAAUUUAGUGAGUUACAUGUGAUAAUGGAGAAUAAAUUUCAUGAUACUGAAGAGUUAUUGAGACAAUCGAAGGAACGUGUCCUAGAAAUGAAGAUGCAGCUUGCCAAAUUGCAGAUGACCUCAUUAGCUUUCGACCAAAAUGAAUGGAGAUAUAGGAUGAGUUUGGAUUUAUCAGAAAUUAAUAAUUUUUCAGCAAGACAAUUGAAGCCACACGCGCAGACAGUUGAGCAAAGACGUAUAUUAAGAAUGCUGGAAAAAUCACUCGAAAGAGAGCUAGACCUCGAGAAGAAGUUGACUCUACUUAAACAAAAUGAAGAUGAUCUAAAGCUGAAACUCCGGUUAACUGAGCAAGUAGCUCUGUGCAUGGAAGAGGGUGCAGAGGUUAUAUGGGGUAGGUUCUUAGAGUCAGAAAAUGCAGCAGAGGUACUAAUGGGAAUUUCCAGAGAGAUGGUGGGCCGAUUACAGAUUGUUAACUUCAAUUUGAACGGUUCACUUCAACGAGAGAAUGAUUUCACAUCGAAGAUCGAUAAUUGCAUAGGACAGAUAAAUGCCAAAGAUAUUACCAUACAAAACCUUAAUAGCUGCAACAAACAACUUGCUGCUGAAAAUACCGAAGUAACCUCUUUAAGGGACAGGCUAAAACUUUCAGAAGAUAAGUUGAAAGAAUCCGAGUCUAAAUUACUGAAAGCAAAUGAACUGAAUGAAGUAAGCGAAGAGCGGCUUAAAGAACUGGAAUGUAUCGUAGAAUCUCAGAAAGAAGACAUCGAUAUUGCAGAACAUAAGGCUGAAAGUGCAGAGGAAAAGGUUGCACAUUUGACAGAAACAAACUUGGAACUGCACGAAGAGUUGGAUUUUCUCAAGAGUAGUAAUGAAAGUAAUGCUAAAAGAGUUAGCAUUCUCGAGAAGCAGGUCAGGGAAUUAGAACUUCAGCUACAAAAUGCUAAGACAUCGUCCGAAGCAGGUCAAGAACAACAGAAUAUGCUAUAUUCUGCCAUUUGGGAUAUGGAAACCUUAAUCGAUGAGCUAAAACAAACGGUCUUAAAAGCCGAAAGCAAGACUGAACAUGCAGAGGAACAGUGCCUUAUUUUGUCGGAAGCUAAUUUAGAACUUACCCAAGAAGUAGAGUUUCUAAGAUCAAGAGUCGAAGGAUUGGAGACUUCUUUGAAUCAAGUUAGUGUUGAGAAACUUGCUAGUGCGAAAGACAUUAACAUCAAAACCAGCUUUAUAAUGGAUUUGGUCAUGCAACUGGCUAUCGAAAGAGAGCGAGUACAAAAACAGAUUUUUUGUUUGGCCAAGGAAAACAAAUCAUUGAUCAGGAAGUUGGAGUCAACGAAUGAGCAACCGUCCAUAAAUGUACUUGAGAAUGGAGGUGAUGAUACUAGGUUGUCAUCUACUAGAGUUGCCUCAACAAUCGCUGCCGCUACAGACAGUUCUCGUGAACUGCAAACAGAAUCCUCACUGAAAAGCUCCCAGGUGAUCAACGAAUUACCUCCUGAUAAACCGACUGAUCAAAGCAGUAAGUCUUCCGUUUUGACAAAUGAAGAGACUAAUAUAGUUCUCAAUUCAGAAGAGACGGAGGUUCAGCUACAAGCAAAGCAACACCAACACAGGUACAUUGUCAUGGCAAUCCUCGUCUUAUUACUUUCAACAUUAGGAUUAUAUUUUUUUGACAAAAGAAACGACAUCCUCGAGUUGUUGUUGGUUAGAUUAUAGUACUUGUGUUGGAAUACAUUGUACAGAUUCUUUGAUUGUUUUUGUGUUGUGAUCUCUUAAGAUAGAACAAUUCUUUUAAGUAAAUUGUGUUUUGGUGGAAUGAUUAUUGCAAACUCAAGAUAGAGCCAUUUGUAUAAGCAAUUGUGUUUUAAUGGAAUGAGUAUUAUUGUUA